AUCGACUGCUUCCAGGGGAUAUCAUUUUAUCAGUCAAUCUUUUUGUUUACGUAUCUCUGUAUCAGAAGAAUGCCGAAUGGAGCGCAGUGACCCAAGGUCGGCAAAUGCAUCGGUCCGGAAAAGAGCACUCGUAGCAUGCGAGUUGUGUCGCUCGAAAAAGACAAAGUGCGACAACAGCAGACCCAGUUGUGAAUCAUGCGCGAGACUCCGGGUCAAAUGCCUGUACAAGGCAAGCAAUUUAGACCAAUCGCCAUUUGAUGUCACGAAUCAGACGGUCCUCGAACGCCUUGACUACCUCGUACAGCUUGUCGAGACACAAAACGAAAGGAACUCCCUCGCUGCUCCUGGCCCAUCGCUCUAUUCGCCAGGUCAUGCUGUCGCCGCCCAAACCCCCAACUCAAACGUCUCACUAGAUCUACCCUAUACUUCACCUUAUGCAGGCGACUCCUGCAGGUCCUCCACUAAGGUUUCGCUCGAAGACACCGCCAUCCUUUCCGAGUCAGUGGACCUUGCAGGUCAGACCUUCGGAAUGUGCGAGACUCUGCUCCAGUGGCCUAUUUUUGAAAACAAGUACCCUGUCCCGGGUCCAGAGCUACUUGUAUUCCAAUCUGAAGUUACAGAAAAGCUUGAGGAAAAGCCUUGCUUAUCGCGGUCGCCGAAUGGUAACGCGACUCAAUUACUCGGAUCUCGGCGCUUGAUCCACGAAGAGGAUGCGUUAAGACUAGCACACAAGUUUCUGUCCCAUGUCCACAUCAAGAACCCAAUCCUGGAUGAACACAAUUUGUUUGAUAUAGCGAGGGAAGUGAUGGAGCAUGGUUUUGGAUGGGACGAGCGGUCUUGCCUCAUGCUCAUUGUUUGUGCUCUCGGCAGCCUCUGCACGGAGUUUACUGAAGAUUUUAUUAAGCCUUGUCAACUCGUCGGUCCCACCCCGAUAAGUAGUGUAUCUGACGCCGUGGACUAUGCAAGUGCGGAGACCUACUAUAUUGCUUGUAGGAAAAGGGUCGGUCUUCUUGGAAACUCGAUUGUCGCCACAGAAUGUCAGUUCUACUCUGGGGUUUACGAAAUGUUUUCUCUACGACCCCUCCGAGCUUGGUCAUCCUUCAACAAUGCUUCCAAGACUCUACAGAUGUACCUAAAGGCUCAGUCAAUCCAGACUGCAGAUGCUGCUUGCAGCCUUGUGCGAAGUCUCUACUGGUCUUGCCUGAAGUCAGAGUGGGAGUUUCGAAUGGAAAUUGAUCUACCCCCCUCAGGCCUAGCAACACUCAAUUAUGGAGAAAUCUUCCCUUUGCCGCCGGCUAGUUCUGUGCAGCCUCAUGGCGAACAGGAUCGAGCAGCUAUAGAGAAAAGCUGGAACUUCUAUCUUUCAGAGCUCGCAGUCCGCCGAAUAGGGAACCGCCUGAUGGGCUGCUUCUAUCAACAUGACGAAACGUGGUGGUUGUCAGUUCCACUCGAGCGGUUGAUCAGGAUUGCCACGGAGAUUGAAUUACAACUUACACAAUGGGUCAACCACCUGCCACAAGUUGGGCACUCGGCUGGCGAUUUUGCUGAUCGUGCCCGCUCAGACGAGCUGACUUUCUACCUCCAUGGCCGCUUGCUAGGCUUUACAGAGAGAGUAUACCGCCCAUUCCUAUACCUUGCACUAUAUCACCCCCUGGACAGCCCAAUCCAAGAGAGUCUGAGACCAUAUGUUCAAAAACAUAUCGAAACGUGUCUCAAGCACACCCUCCGGGGAAUCCGACGGCACAGGCAUCACGGAACUUGGUAUCAGAUUCGGGAAUGCGUCUCAAUGUGCUUCCUGCUACUGGCUGCAGUUAAGAGUGGCAAAGUUCGCGUUUCUAACUCAUGGAGGGAGGCGGUCGAGACGACUAUUGCAGGAUGCAUGUUCUGGGAGAUGGAAGCUUCGGACGUGCGGGCACUUCGAUGUGUCCUGAUGGAUAUUCUGGAGCAGCUCAGUGGCGAUAAGGCUGUGCAAAUUUCCUAGAGAUAUUAGACUCCAUCACAAUACGCAUGCGAUGUUAAGUUGACUAUAUUUUUUUACUAGGAAGGAUACUAUAGUGAUCUGAUCGCCGAGAUUUGUCAUUUUCGUGGACGGUGAGCAUAUUGAGUCACAGAAUGCCUAUGCGGGACCUGGGAAAGUCCAGUGACGAAUUGGCUAAAAGAUCAUCCGUAUUAAACUCACGUUGAAUGUCACUGAAUUGAAACACUCAUGUAUGAUGUGCAAGUUGCGGAGGCGUACUGUCUUGCGGACAAUGGAAGAUACUUAAGAUCUGCAAAAAAUUCCAAAAUCCGUCCCUCGGAAAACAGG
Hyaloscypha bicolor E is the source of this 2305-nucleotide messenger RNA. RefSeq lists its product as uncharacterized. Gene Ontology annotation, biological process: regulation of DNA-templated transcription. NCBI's taxonomy places the organism in Eukaryota, Fungi, Ascomycota, Leotiomycetes, Helotiales, Hyaloscyphaceae. Gene Ontology annotation, molecular function: DNA-binding transcription factor activity, RNA polymerase II-specific; zinc ion binding. The coding region runs from base 77 to 1981 and encodes 634 amino acids. The record is from RefSeq and is a predicted model, not a curated record. The transcript has 4 exons.